Messenger RNA from Rhipicephalus sanguineus (brown dog tick), 1481 nucleotides. RefSeq lists its product as uncharacterized. Bases 152 to 1189 code for a protein of 345 amino acids. The record is from RefSeq and is a predicted model, not a curated record. Lineage: Eukaryota; Metazoa; Arthropoda; Arachnida; Ixodida; Ixodidae. The transcript is spliced from 6 exons.
AGACGAUGGUGAUGAAGCGGUGUCCGUGCACUCGGAGGUGGCGGCGCCGUGAGAGCACGGGGGCGCGUUCGUGCGCGCGCGACGGCACGAGAUCUGCCGUUCGCGACCUGUGCGCCCCAAAAAAGGAGCCGUCUCUUCCGCCGCCUUCGAAAUGCCCAUCCUUUACACCGACGGCAGCAACAGCGCAGACGCCGGAGUCGCCACCUCCUCCGCCGCAUCCACAUCUCAGCAGCGGGAUGACAGAUCGGACAAGAAGCGCCGCAAGAAGAGCGCCAUCGGCCGCUUCGGCAGGGCAGUGGUCAAGUCCUUCAAGAGCAGCGACAAGAACUGCUCGCGCCACAAGGACGUCGAACUUGCCAACGAGAAGCUCCGGCAGAUCAACCGCGCCGACCAGCUCCGGAAGACAACGAGGACCACCAACGCCUACACGAAACGAUCCGCACCGACACUCGGCGAGCAGAACCACCACGAUCUCGCAGGCAGACUGGGAGAUGGGAUGAAAACCAGUUCAGAGACCUCCAAAGACGUUCUGAGGUACCACGACGUGUCACCAGUGGCUACAAGACACCCGCACGGCAUCACUAUGGUGCCUGGCGUCAGAACGCGAACGUAUACCGAGGCCAAGAGUCUACAGGAGGAGGCGGGCAGCCCCGGCACGCGCACGGAACACAGCGAGACGACACGUGUCAACGUGGCCGCGCUUCGGCAAGAAGUAGAAGAGUCGUUCGCCGUCAUAGAGGCCGAGAGCCCCGUCCCGUCAUCAUCGAUGUCCACGGCUAACCUCAGUGUUUCUGCAGAGGACCUGGCGUCGUUGAACACUCAGCAGCUGCCGCCAUCGACCGGGCCUGCGGUGCUGGAGUGCGGCCAGAUGCAGGAGAUCAAGAUCCACAAGUCCGCGGGCGGGGACGACUGCAUUCAUCAGCGGUCGGUCAGCAAGAACACCACGUUGUCUGACCUCAGGACGGCAAGCGUUGCGGCGGCUGCCAGUGCAGAGUUCUGCGCUCAAGUGGCGCGGCAGCUCAAGGAUGUCUCGGUGCAGACAGACAUGACACUGAUGUCAGACGUUGCGCCCGAGCAGCAGCGAAAGAACUCGCGCCUCUGGGAGGCGCUGCGGAACUUCUUCAACGCGCUCCGAGACUUCUUCCUGUGCGCCGCGCUCGCUCACAAGGAAGCCGCCGCAUCCGACUGACCCUGCCACCCUCAUCGUCUGUGUUGACGUUUGCGUGCCCUCUUAACACGGAGAAAAAGAGAGGAGCACUCGUCCGCUGUUGUGCCUGCCACUUUCCGCGUGGUCGCCGCCAUACUCUCUCGGCUUCUCUGCUCCAUCAUCCCGCACACGAAGGUUGCAUCAGGAGCACGGCCAGUCGCGCGUCCUGUUAGAAGGUGCCACCGAAAGAAGUGUCGAAGUUGGACGAGAUGAAAGAUGAGUGAAAAAAAAAAGACCAUGUGCUUGUACCGGUGGGACGAUCACCGCCAACUUC